This is a messenger RNA of Fundulus heteroclitus (mummichog), 1865 nucleotides long. RefSeq names its product deleted in malignant brain tumors 1 protein-like. Bases 312 to 1523 code for a protein of 403 amino acids. The transcript is spliced from 6 exons. The record is from RefSeq and is a predicted model, not a curated record. NCBI's taxonomy places the organism in Eukaryota, Metazoa, Chordata, Actinopteri, Cyprinodontiformes, Fundulidae. Gene Ontology annotation, cellular component: membrane.
UGGCUCAAACAACUGCAAUCAUAGUGAGGAUGUGGGUGUCACUUGUUUGUUUCAUCAAAUCGAUCCAUUUCAGUCAUGCAGUGGACAUGUUAGAAUUUACCAUGAUCGGGGAUGGAGAUUUGUCAGCUCUAAUGGCUUUAACAUGAAUGCUGCAAAUGUGGUCUGCAGACAGAGGGGCUGUGGUCCAGCAUCAUCGACCAGUUAUUAUCCCUAUAGCUCCGACUUGCUGGAUGGUGUGAGCUGUUCAGGAAGUGAAGUUUCUCUAAACGAAUGUCAGCACAGCAAUCCUUGGACAUACCACUCUGGAAAUUAUGUUCAUGUUGCUUGUUCAGCCAGCAGGUUAUCCAGUCCGAUUAAUUGGGCCAUCUCGGUGUGCUGGUCGUGUUGAAAUCUACCAUAGUGGAUGGCAAACUGUAUGUGAUGAUGGCUGGGACUUGAAUGAUGCUCAGGUGGUCUGCAGACAGAUGGGCUGUGGUACAGCACUGGCUGCCACUCAUUCAGCCUACUUUGGAAAAGGGACAGAUAACAUCUUCCUUGAUGAUGUGGCCUGUACGGGGAGUGAAACACAUCUGACUGAUUGUUCGCACAGAGGAAUUUGGGUACAAAACUGCACCCAUGAUCAGGAUGCUGGUGUGAUCUGUUCAGCUGGCCUGAUCCGAUUAGUUGGACCAAGUAGAUGUUCUGGACGAGUUGAAAUCUACAACAAUGGAUCUUGGGGAACUAUCUGCAAUAACAGCUGGAACAUAAACGAGGCUAGAGUGGUCUGUAGACAGCUGGGAUGCGGCACAUCACGGAGUAUCCAUCACUUUGGAGAGGGAUUUGGACAAAUCAAUGAAGUGACCUGCACAGGGAGCGAAAGGCAUCUGUCUGAGUGUUCGCACAGUGGAUUUGGAGCUCAGCACUGUAAUCAUAGUCAGGAUGCUGGUGUCAUCUGUUCUGUGAACUACCCAAAGCCCAACAUCACCAUUGAGCCCACGGGUGUGGUUAUGUGGGGUGAGGAUGUCAACAUUACUUGUUGGUUCAGUGUGGACAUAGGAGGAGGAUCAUUCAUCUUCACAAAGUCAUCAGGUCCUUUCAGCCAAACUGUGCACUCAAGCAGUAGCUCAGCUACUUUACAUAUUCAACGAGUCAGCUUUGAGGAUGAGGGAGUGUACCAGUGCAAAUUUCAAAGUACAAUUUCUGGCACCGACUUUAGCGAUCAAGCCCAUCUGAAUCUGACUGUGAUCCUUCCAAAGCCAAGCAUCAUCAUGGAUCCUGCAGGUGCAGUUGGCUUUGGCCAGCUUGUCGCUAUCACUUGUUCUAUCUCGACUCAAUAUUUAGGCGGAUCAUUCACCAUGGAGAAGACCUCGGCAUCAUUCUAUAAGACCCAACUAUCAAGUACCAACUCCUCUACUUUCAGAUUUCUUGAAGCCAAUUCUAGUCAUGUGGGAGAUUACAGGUGUUAUUAUAAUAAAACUCUGGAUCAUCAAACCUUUAUUUCCCCUCUAAGUGACACUGUCACAAUUUCUGUUACUGGUGGCUAAAGUGCAUGUUGGAUUAGCAAUCCACCUGACCCUUCCUCAAUCUAAUUACAUUUGCUGUUUACUCUGGUUGUUUCUAUUUCAUCGAUAGCUAUCCUAUUCUAUUCUAAUCUAAUCAAUUUAGUAUGUGACUGAUGCAUACAUUGUCACUCUAUGUAAUCAAAUAACUGUUUGUGCUGCUGCAAAUUAAGAGCAGACAUGGCGGAUGCUAAAUAAAUCCUGCAAGUAAAUGAAAAUGUAAUAGCUGUGUUUUGCAAAAUUGACGAGAUGUAAAAAAUCAUAAAAUGGCCCCUGCUUGACCUUCUAUAAAAGGUUUAGGUAACCAUUCUGUUAGAUGGAUGAAAC